Molecule: messenger RNA, 501 nt
Organism: Macadamia integrifolia
Lineage: Eukaryota; Viridiplantae; Streptophyta; Magnoliopsida; Proteales; Proteaceae
Product: CCR4-NOT transcription complex subunit 1-like
Biological process (GO): nuclear-transcribed mRNA catabolic process, deadenylation-dependent decay
Cellular component (GO): P-body; CCR4-NOT core complex
Molecular function (GO): molecular adaptor activity
Source: RefSeq, a predicted model, not a curated record
GAAAUCAUCCAGGAGCAAAUAACUAGGGUAUUGUUGGAACGCUUGAUUGUCAAUAGACCUCAUCCUUGGGGCCUGUUGAUCACUUUCAUUGAGCUCAUCAAGAAUCCAAGAUAUAAUUUUUGGAAUCGAUCAUUCACAAGGUGUGCACCGGAAAUAGAGAAAUUGUUUGAAUCAGUCUCAAGAUCUUGUGGAGGCCCUAAACCUAUGGAUGAGAGUAUGGUUUCUGGUGGUAUCUCCGACAACACACACUGAGAUUUACCUGGGAUGGUGCAUUGUAGAAUAUAGGGUUCUUUGAUAUCUAAUUUGCAAUUUGUAAAAUGAAAUGGCCCUGGUGGUCGUAUAACCUGUUGCCUGAAUCAGACGAACCAUUGGAUAAUUUUCAAAGAUCAUGAGCAACAUAUUCUUUGAGCAAGUGUGAAGAACAUCCUGUUUAUAUCGGGGAAAAUAUUGACCUCACUUUGUUUCCAAAACUAACCUUAGUGGUGGAUUAGAUGUUCACAA